UGCAUUUUGGUUUUUAUUUUGAAUUCCAAUUGGCAAUUUGUGACUUUGUGAGUUAUUAAUUUACUUAUUACCAUAUCCCAUCAUACGUUCUGUCCCUGCACACUGCAAUAUUGUGCAACUUGUUUUGAUCCUCUUCUCGAGUCUCGACAUCGUUUGUUCAUUGCAGUUGUAUUCGCUAUUAAUUCGAUCAAUUGCAUAAACGAGCUCCUGUGAUCAUGUUUUUAAACAAAAUAUCCAAGUGCCUGACGACAAAGGCCAACAGCGUUCCGUGUCUUUUCUAUCAUAAAAAUGUAAUUGAUCAUUAUGAAAAUCCCCGUAAUGUUGGGUCGUUGAAUAAAAAUGACAAAAAUGUCGGAACUGGAUUGGUCGGUGCACCUGCAUGUGGUGAUGUCAUGAAGUUACAAAUUAAAGUGGAUGAUAAUGGUAGGAUUGUUGAUGCCAAGUUUAAAACUUUCGGCUGCGGAUCUGCUAUUGCUUCUAGUUCACUAGCUACAGAGUGGGUUAUGGGAAAAACUGUUGAUGAAGCACUUUCCUUAAAAAAUACGGAAAUCGCAAAAGAACUAUCUUUACCUCCAGUGAAGCUUCAUUGUUCAAUGUUGGCUGAGGAUGCUAUUAAGGCAGCAUUAUCAGAUUAUCGUAUUAAACAACAAGAGAAGAAAAAAUCAGAUCAAGAAUAAUGAAAGUGUUAAGUUAAUAUUUAAUACUACUGCAUAUAAUAAUAAUACAUUGCUGCUGUAAUAUAAAAUUGUAUUCAUUGUUUUUAAAAUAAUUAUAUUUUUCUUUUAAACUUUUAAAUUACAAAAAGAAAAAUGUUGUUAAUUUUCAUUUUUAUAAAUGUUUAUUGUAGUAAUUAAAACAUAAUCUAGUGUUCUAGUAAUUUUGAUUUAAAAUAAAUUAUUAAACAUUGGAAAAUUAUUAUUUUCUGGUAUAAUUCUAAAUCAACUGAAAAUAAAUUAUUUUUAUUGUUAUGAAUAUUUUCAAAAAAGUGUAAGUAAAUAGUUACCUAUCUUGUUUGUUUUUGAUUAAAUUGUAGAAUUAAUUGUAAAAUUAUUAAUAAGGCUUUGGUAUUUAUGACUAUUUUAUUCAUAAAAUUAUUCUACAAAUUUGAAUUAGUGUAGAUUUAAAAUUUAUUAACUUAUUUUGUAUGUAAUUAUGUAUGGUAUAUUAGUCAAUGUUGAGCAUAUUAUAGGCAUAUAGUAAAUAUUAAAAUAUAGUACUACUUUUAAUACCAUAUUUAUUAUAAAUUCUUAUUCAUAGUUCAUGGUAUAAUAUUGAUUAAUUGUAUUAUUAUAUCUACUUAAAAAACAAUUAUGAACACAUUUUCGAUUGUAUUAUUAAUAUAUAUUUUAAUGAACAUUUGGUUAUCAUCUGAACCAAUGGCUUGCUAAAGUAGGUUUUUGAAGCAAAUGUCUCGAGACCGAAAUGGGUUAGUAUUGGUGAAAUAAUUUAGCUUGAUUUUUAAAGUAAUAUUUACACUAUUAAGUAUUUAAGUAAAUAAAAAUGUAGAUUAAAAGCUGUGGGCGGUCAAAAGGUAGUUUGCCCGAGGUCUAAAAAUUGUUCAGCACAGUACUGAUCUGAAUGAUAUUUGUUAUGUAUUGAAUAUAAAUUCAAUUCAAUUGUAAUACCUUUAAUGUACUAUUCAAGGGUAUAAGUUUAAGGUAGCAAUAUAUAUGUAUGUAUUUAGUCUUAUUUAAUAUUUUCCAAAUUUACCCAUAACUAUUAAAGGAAAAAAUUAAACAUGUACAAGAGAUUUAUUGUAAGCAUCUUAAUAGUCUAUAGUUACGAUCAGUGUUUUUUAACCACUAUGCUGUAAGCAUCAUUGAAGUGUGCUGUUUUUGAUUUUUUACAUAAUAUAAGGAUUGUAGUGCAGCAAACAUAGGAUUUAAAGGGUUGAAAUCGGUAAAAUUAAGUUUUAGUUAUUUAUAAUUAUUAUUUUUUUUUUUAUUUGUGAUGAAAUUUUUUGUUCAUAAAUGGUUGCUCUUGGUUUUUAAUAAUAAUAAUAAUAAUUAGUUGUAAUAAUAAAGUGGUAAAUGUGUCAACA
Messenger RNA from Aphis gossypii (cotton aphid), 2041 nucleotides. It is a transcript of the gene IscU, whose product is annotated as iron-sulfur cluster assembly scaffold protein IscU. The coding region runs from base 216 to 677 and encodes 153 amino acids. The record is from RefSeq and is a predicted model, not a curated record. Gene Ontology annotation, biological process: iron-sulfur cluster assembly; intracellular iron ion homeostasis. Gene Ontology annotation, cellular component: cytoplasm; mitochondrial matrix. Gene Ontology annotation, molecular function: 2 iron, 2 sulfur cluster binding; ferrous iron binding. The transcript is spliced from 4 exons. Lineage: Eukaryota; Metazoa; Arthropoda; Insecta; Hemiptera; Aphididae.